Molecule: messenger RNA, 4758 nt
Organism: Meriones unguiculatus (Mongolian gerbil)
Lineage: Eukaryota; Metazoa; Chordata; Mammalia; Rodentia; Muridae
Gene: Jak2
Product: Janus kinase 2
Exons: 25
Coding region: 165-3557 (1130 amino acids)
Biological process (GO): cell differentiation; peptidyl-tyrosine phosphorylation; hemopoiesis
Cellular component (GO): cytosol; membrane; cytoskeleton
Molecular function (GO): non-membrane spanning protein tyrosine kinase activity; histone binding; ATP binding
Source: RefSeq, a predicted model, not a curated record
AGGAGCAGCUCCUGCGCGCCUCGGGGCGCUCCCGAGUGGCCCGACCCGUGUCGCCGGUUCGAGAAGCAGGCGACGGGAACAAGAUGUGAACUGUUUUUCCUCGCCAGCAGAAGAGGCCCUUCCUUCCCCUCCGGCGAAGGCCAAUGUUCUGAAAAAGAGUCUGGAUGGGAAUGGCUUGCCUGACAAUGACAGAAAUGGAGGCGACUUCCACAUCUGCACAUCAGAACGGUGAUAUUCCUGCAAAUGCUAGUUCUGUGAAGCAGAUAGAUCCAGUCCUUCAGGUGUAUCUGUACCAUUCUCUCGGGCAAGCUGAAGGAGACCAUCUGACGUUUCCUACCGGAGAGUACGUUGCAGAAGAAAUUUGUGUGGCUGCUUCUAAAGCUUGUGGUAUUACGCCUGUGUAUCAUAAUAUGUUUGCAUUAAUGAGUGAGACAGAAAGGAUCUGGUAUCCACCCAACCAUGUCUUCCAUGCAGAUGAGACAACCCGGCAUAACGUCCUCUACAGAAUAAGGUUUUACUUUCCUCACUGGUAUUGCAGUGGCAGCAACAGAACCUAUAGAUUCGGAGUGUCUCGUGGGGCUGAAGCUCCUCUUCUGGAUGACUCUGUCAUGUCUUACCUUUUUGCUCAGUGGCGGCAUGAUUUUGUACAUGGAUGGAUAAAAGUACCUGUAACUCAUGAAACGCAGGAAGAAUGUCUUGGGAUGGCAGUGCUAGACAUGAUGAGGAUAGCUAAAGAACAAGAUCAGACCCCACUGGCUGUCUAUAACUCCGUCAGCUACAAGACAUUCUUACCCAAGUGUGUUCGAGCAAAGAUCCAAGACUAUCAUAUUUUAACACGGAAGCGAAUAAGGUACAGAUUUCGCAGAUUCAUUCAGCAGUUCAGCCAAUGUAAAGCCACUGCUAGAAACCUGAAACUUAAAUAUCUUAUAAACCUGGAAACCCUGCAGUCUGCCUUCUACACAGAGCAAUUUGAAGUAAAAGAAUCUGCAAGAGGUUCUUCAGGUGAGGAGAUUUUUGCAACCAUUAUAAUAACUGGAAACGGUGGAAUUCAGUGGUCAAGAGGGAGACAUAAGGAAAGUGAGACUCUGACAGAACAGGAUUUACAGUUAUAUUGUGAUUUUCCUGAUAUCAUUGAUGUCAGUAUUAAACAAGCAAACCAGGAAUGCUCAAAUGAAAGUAGAAUUGUAACUGUUCAUAAGCAAGAUGGUAAAAUUUUGGAAAUAGAACUUAGCUCGUUGAAAGAAGCCUUGUCGUUGGUGUCACUAAUUGACGGGUACUACCGACUAACUGCAGACGCGCACCAUUACCUCUGUAAAGAGGUAGCGCCUCCCUCCGUGCUUGAAAACAUACACAGCAACUGCCACGGCCCGAUUUCAAUGGAUUUUGCUAUUAGUAAGCUAAAAAAGGCAGGCAACCAGACUGGACUGUAUGUACUUCGAUGUAGCCCGAAGGACUUUAACAAGUAUUUUCUGACCUUUGCUGUUGAGCGAGAAAAUGUCAUCGAAUAUAAGCACUGUUUGAUUACAAAGAAUGAGAAUGCGGAGUACAACCUCAGUGGGACUAAGAGGAGCUUCAGCAGCCUCAGGGACCUCUUGAAUUGCUACCAGACGGAGACCGUGCGCUCAGACAGCAUCAUCUUCCAGUUUACCAAGUGCUGCCCCCCGAAGCCCAAAGAUAAAUCGAACCUCCUGGUCUUCAGAACAAAUGGUAUUUCUGAUGUUCAGAUCUCACCAACUUUACAGAGGCAUAAUAAUGUGAACCAAAUGGUGUUUCACAAAAUCAGUAAUGAAGAUUUGAUAUUUAAUGAAAGUCUUGGCCAAGGUACUUUUACAAAAAUUUUUAAAGGUAUAAGAAGAGAAGUCGGAGACUAUGGUCAGCUUCAUGAAACAGAAGUUCUUUUGAAAGUUCUGGAUAAAGCACAUAGAAACUAUUCAGAGUCUUUCUUUGAGGCGGCAAGCAUGAUGAGUCAGCUUUCUCACAAGCAUUUGGUUUUGAAUUAUGGAGUAUGUGUCUGUGGAGAUGAGAACAUUCUGGUUCAAGAGUUUGUAAAAUUUGGAUCAUUGGAUACAUACCUGAAAAAAAACAAAAAUUCUAUAAAUAUAUUAUGGAAACUUGGAGUGGCUAAACAGUUGGCAUGGGCCAUGCAUUUUCUAGAAGAAAAAGCCCUUAUUCAUGGGAAUGUGUGUGCCAAAAAUAUCCUGCUUAUCAGAGAAGAAGACAGGAAAACAGGGAAUCCACCUUUCAUCAAACUCAGUGAUCCUGGCAUUAGCAUUACAGUUCUACCAAAGGACAUUCUUCAGGAGAGAAUACCGUGGGUACCACCUGAAUGCAUUGAAAAUCCUAAAAAUCUAAGUUUGGCAACAGACAAGUGGAGUUUUGGAACCACUCUGUGGGAGAUCUGCAGCGGGGACCCGCCUCUGAGUGCCCUGGAUUCUCAGAGAAAGCUGCAGUUUUAUGAAGAUAAGCAUCAGCUCCCUGCACCUAAGUGGACAGAACUGGCAAACCUUAUAAAUAACUGCAUGGAUUAUGAGCCGGAUCUCAGGCCUGCCUUCAGAGCCGUCAUCCGUGAUCUCAACAGCCUGUUUACUCCAGAUUAUGAACUACUAACAGAAAAUGACAUGCUACCAAACAUGAGAAUAGGUGCCCUAGGACUUUCUGGUGCUUUUGAAGACAGGGACCCUACACAGUUUGAAGAGAGACACUUGAAAUUUCUACAGCAACUUGGCAAGGGUAAUUUCGGGAGUGUGGAGAUGUGCCGCUAUGACCCUCUACAGGACAACACUGGGGAGGUGGUGGCUGUUAAAAAGCUCCAGCACAGCACGGAAGAGCAUCUCAGAGACUUUGAAAGGGAAAUUGAAAUCUUGAAAUCCUUGCAGCAUGACAACAUUGUAAAGUAUAAGGGAGUAUGCUACAGUGCUGGUCGGCGCAACCUAAGAUUAAUUAUGGAAUAUUUGCCAUAUGGAAGCUUACGAGAUUAUCUCCAAAAACAUAAAGAGCGGAUAGAUCACAAAAAACUUCUGCAGUACACAUCACAGAUAUGCAAGGGCAUGGAAUAUCUUGGUACCAAAAGGUAUAUCCACAGAGAUCUGGCAACAAGGAAUAUAUUGGUGGAAAACGAGAACAGAGUGAAAAUAGGAGACUUUGGUUUAACCAAAGUCUUACCACAGGACAAAGAAUACUACAAAGUAAAAGAACCAGGUGAAAGUCCCAUAUUCUGGUAUGCUCCUGAAUCCUUGACGGAGAGCAAGUUUUCUGUGGCCUCUGAUGUAUGGAGCUUUGGCGUGGUUCUCUAUGAACUUUUCACAUACAUUGAGAAGAGUAAAAGUCCACCAGUGGAAUUUAUGCGAAUGAUUGGCAAUGACAAACAAGGGCAAAUGAUUGUGUUCCACUUGAUAGAGCUUCUGAAGAAUAAUGGACGAUUACCAAGGCCAGAGGGAUGCCCAGACGAGAUUUAUGUGAUCAUGACCGAGUGCUGGAACAACAAUGUAGAUCAGCGUCCCUCUUUCAGGGACCUUUCACUUCGGGUGGAUCAAAUUCGGGAGAGUAUGGCUACAUGAAAGAGAUGACCUUUACUUGGAGACCAAGUAGACCUCCAGAACCAGAACAAAGCUCUGUAGCCACAUUUCUGUGGACUCCUACCCACAUAUCCGUAUCAUGAUGCUAGCCAGAAGAGAAUGUGAGGCUGUUUGCUCAAAACUUUGGGAAUUUUGUGAAUUUUUUUCAUGUACCACUCUUAGCAGACAUUGCUGAAGUCUUACAAAUGUUCAUGAAGAACUGGAUGAAGCUCACUAGCAAUCAUUACAUUUCCUCUGGCAAAAGAAGAGAAUAGACAUUUUUCAACUCAGCUUUUUGAGAAAUGAAAAAAUUAUAAUGUAAAUUUUGCAGUGUAAAAGAUACACAGAAUAUACAUGUACAGUUUUUAUCACGUGGAGUGUAUAAUACUUUGGCAUCUUGUGUGAUUUACAUGAGGGCUGAUGUUUAUUAAUGUUUUUUAAUUUUCCCAUAUUUGAUCUAUAAUAACUUCAUUAUACAAAUUAAAAUGGUCAGAAAAUUAAAUAGCUUUUCUUUCUUGAUCAUCUAUGCUUCUCUGGAAGGGCCUGUAAGUUCUAUGUCACUGUAAAUAUUUCUCAAAGCAAAAGGAACAAAUGUCUAGUUUUAUUUGUAUAGGAACUCUUCUGGGACAAUAUUACAAAGACACAGCACAAUCUAUUUUCUUAUUUGUUUUCCUUGUGUCUGUUUAUGGUAAAUAUGUUUUUAAAUAGGACUGUCUCCAACUUUUUCUAUGACUAUAAUGAAUAAUAUUCUUUUAUAUUUUUGAGAUUAAGAAUGCCAGAAACUUUCCUCCCUUGAACUGUUAGCUGCCAGUAAGACGUUUUAAUCUGUGAGACUUGUCAUUAUACAUUAAGUUGAAGCAUAAGCCAUAAAUAAUUUGUAAAAUGUACAAGCUCUUUAAGAUGCAGAAUGGGUUAGAGCCUGGACUAAGACUGUGCGAGGGGUUUCCAAGCUGUUGCAGUUGUAAGAGAAAUGACCCUUUGUCAGAAUCUCCCACAUUGGUGGGAAGGGAGAGGUUCUGGAGCGUGUUCAUUCUGCUCAAGAAUGCAGAAGAUGUGUGUUGUACAUCUCUAGAAGAGAAGAGAAAUCAUGUCUGUUUUCAAAGUAGGAGUAAUUGUUAUCUGCAUUAGUGCUGCUCCACCUUAGACCAUGUCAUGUCAAGAAUAAAACAAGAAUUUUUGUGUGUUAUUUAUACAAGAUUUUAAA